Molecule: messenger RNA, 2228 nt
Organism: Menidia menidia (Atlantic silverside)
Lineage: Eukaryota; Metazoa; Chordata; Actinopteri; Atheriniformes; Atherinopsidae
Source: the annotation of a GenBank genome assembly
AGCUACUGUCGAAGAGAACUUGGCAGAAAGAAGGAAGAGGAGAGGAGUCAGAGCUAAUAAUGUUAGCGAGCUGUUACAUUGGGCUUUUUUUCACAAUUUCCAUCAGCUGGGACUAACUGUUCAUCCCUUCUUGUGUGAUUAUUGUUCCUGUCAUCAAUAGCAAAAUAAUACAGAUGGAGAAAUAAACACUCUUCAACCAAGAGUCAAGCUGCUCUUUGAAAAACUUCAGUAAGGGCUGAAUGAGAACCAUGAACAACAACAGUCACACACCACUCUGCUACUCCAACACCAGCACACCAUUCAAAUAUGCCCCAGACUUGGGCAAUGUCCUCUACUCAGCCACUUUCACCACUUUGGGCCUCGCCUCAAAUCUCAUUGCGUUCAUAGUGCUCGUCAAAUCCUUCCAGCGAACUCAAAGCCGCUCGCGCUCUUUCUUCCUCAUCUUCCUGGGAGGCCUUGUAACCACCGACUUAAUGGGUCUUCUGGUCACAGGCACCGUUGUGAUCUCCUUCUACAUCACACGGGUGGACUGGCGUCAGUCCGACCCCACCUGCCACUUCUGCAACUUCAUGGGCAUGUCAAUGGUCUUCUAUGGAUUGUGCCCUUUAAUGCUUGGCGCCACCAUGGCCGUGGAGCGCUUCAUUGGCAUCAACCGUCCAUUUGCGCGCUCCACCAGCAUGUCCAAAGGACGGACAGUCUCCAUGGUGCUGAUGGUGUGGUUUGUUGCUGGCUGCAUAUCACUGCUGCCCCUGGCAGGCUUUGGAAGCUACCACAUUCAGACUCCUGGCUCCUGGUGUUUUCUCAACAUCAGCUCAGAGGGGACCGACUGGGCCUUCUCUGUGCUCUUCUCCCUUGUCGGUCUGUUUUGUAUCACCGUGUCAUUCCUGCUGAACACGGUGAGCGUGGUGACCCUGAUUAAGGUGUGCUGCGGACCGGACAGGGCCCAGCGGCGCAGAGAUCACGAGGUGGAAAUGAUGGUUCAGCUGAUCCUGAUCAUGGCCAUUGCUACUAUAUGCUGGUGCCCCCUAUUGGUGUUCAUAGCUCAAACUGCCCUAUCUGGAGGUCAUGUAAACAUCGUAUACCUUCUCCGAUGGAUACGCUUCGCUACCUGGAACCAGAUCCUAGACCCAUGGGUUUACAUCCUGUUUCGCAGGGCAGUUUUGAAGAGAGCUCACCCUCGUCUCGACUGGUCCCGCAGCUCCAUAAUAACCUUGUACCCAUCGUUCAGAGACAGAGUUCGCAGAAUGACACGCUCCUCGCUUGGAAGCAACCUGGGCUCAAACGGUGGAGAGGAGAUGGAAAAAUCAAAUGUAGCGACAUCCCCUGCCUCUCCAUUAUAAGAUGGAUUCAAAAUCUAAUUACAGCAAACUGACAAUAAAAUCCCUGUGUUUAUUCUCUUUGGUGUGCUAGUCUUGUGCAUUAAGAUGAUCUUUUUUUUUGCACUGAUAAUGUGAAAACUUUGCUUUAUUUCAUGCUCCUAUCAGAAGAGACUGUGUUUGUUAAUUGUAAGCUGAAACACUAUUAACGUUGUCUCCAUGCUCUGCUUCAUCUUCUUUUACUAUAUGUAGUCCGUUGCUUCUUAAGUUUAUGACUCUUAUGCUAAACAUAAAAAUGCAAUAACUGCUAUAAUAACAUGGUUCAAACUUCUGUAACAUGAUACUCUUGCUUGUCACAGUGAUAUGGGAACAUUUGAAUAUUUGUUGUUGCAAAAUCCCAAAAUACCUCUUAUAUUGUGUCUUGUUCAGAUAAAAAUGGUUGAGCGACUAAGUAAUCCUAAUAAGUUGGAUGCACCACAUACAUACUCUACACUGGAUAACGAUACUUCAGGCACUGAAAAUGGUUAAGUAUCAACAACAAAUAAUAGUUUAAUAAAUGAUUAUGGUGUCAUUAGUUUUUUGUAACUCUUCAUUAGAAUCACCGUACCUUUAUUUUCUUGCUACUCUUGUUGUACAAUUGUUAGGAUACUGUAAUUCUAGACUUGUCACCCAGGUUUGAUAAUGAUAGUUAGGUCUGAGAUUUUUGUACAUUUUAAGUGAGUGUAGAGGAAAAAUUCCAAUCAUCGUCAAUAUAACUGUUAUGACUCAUGUUCUCUCGCAGUGCUUACUUAUUCUGAUACAGAAGUAAAUUGUUCAAAUAUGACUUGAUAUGACACAUUUACCCUUGAAGUGCUUACUCUUCACUGUUCACAGGAUAUCUUAUCUUAAAGGAAGAUUAGGCCUUGCUGACUA